Molecule: messenger RNA, 1964 nt
Organism: Pogona vitticeps (central bearded dragon)
Lineage: Eukaryota; Metazoa; Chordata; Lepidosauria; Squamata; Agamidae
Source: RefSeq, a predicted model, not a curated record
AGCAUUUCUCCUUAUCCCUGCAGCUUUCUCAAGUAGUUGUUUCUCUUCUUUUUCUUAUCUACCAGAUGAUGAACAGGAGAGGAAGAAUAGCCCAGGAACACCUGGGGCAUCCGCUGCAGAAAGACAUAAACAAGGGGGGAAAGACAACUAAAAAUGCAACUGGGCAGGAAUGGAUCUCACAUGAAAGAACUCACGGAGAGGAGAAACAAAAAAAUGCAUGUCAUCUCAGUAGACAUCAAAUAACUCAUACAGAGGAGAAACUGUAUCCAUAUAUGGAAUGUGGAAAGAGUUUCACUGACAGCAGGGGUCUCAGUUCCCAUCAAAGAAAUCACACCAGGAAGAAACCAUAUAAAUGCAUAGAAUGUGAAAAAAGCUUCAGUCUGAGCAGUUCCCUGAGUUCACAUCAAAGAACUCACACUGGCGAGAAACCGUAUAAAUGCAUGGAACGUGGGAAGAGCUUCAGUCAGAGCAGUCACCUGAGUUCACAUCAAAGAACUCACACUGGCGAGAAACCGUAUAAAUGCAUGGAACGUGGGAAGAGCUUCAGUCAGAGCAGUCACCUGAGUUCACAUCAAAGAACUCACACUGGCGAGAAACCGUAUAAAUGCAUGGAACGUGGGAAGAGCUUCAGUCAGAGCAGUCACCUGAGUUCACAUCAAAGAACUCACACUGGCGAGAAACCGUAUAAAUGCAUGGAACGUGGGAAGAGCUUCAGUCAGAGCAGUCACCUGAGUUCACAUCAAAGAACUCACACUGGCGAGAAACCGUAUAAAUGCAUGGAACGUGGGAAGAGCUUCAGUCAGAGCAGUCACCUGAGUUCACAUCAAAGAACUCACACUGGCGAGAAACCGUAUAAAUGCAUGGAACGUGGGAAGAGCUUCAGUCAGAGCAGUCACCUGAGUUCACAUCAAAGAACUCACACUGGCGAGAAACCGUAUAAAUGCAUGGAACGUGGGAAGAGCUUCAGUCAGAGCAGUCACCUGAGUUCACAUCAAAGAACUCACACUGGCGAGAAACCGUAUAAAUGCAUGGAACGUGGGAAGAGCUUCAGUCAGAGCAGUCACCUGAGUUCACAUCAAAGAACUCACACUGGCGAGAAACCGUAUAAAUGCAUGGAACGUGGGAAGAGCUUCAGUCAGAGCAGUCACCUGAGUUCACAUCAAAGAACUCACACUGGCGAGAAACCGUAUAAAUGCAUGGAACGUGGGAAGAGCUUCAGUCAGAGCAGUCACCUGAGUUCACAUCAAAGAACUCACACUGGCGAGAAACCGUAUAAAUGCAUGGAACGUGGGAAGAGCUUCAGUCAGAGCAGUCACCUGAGUUCACAUCAAAGAACUCACACUGGCGAGAAACCGUAUAAAUGCAUGGAACGUGGGAAGAGCUUCAGUCAGAGCAGUCACCUGAGUUCACAUCAAAGAACUCACACUGGCGAGAAACCGUAUAAAUGCAUGGAACGUGGGAAGAGCUUCAGUCAGAGCAGUCACCUGAGUUCACAUCAAAGAACUCACACUGGCGAGAAACCGUAUAAAUGCAUGGAACGUGGGAAGAGCUUCAGUCAGAGCAGUCACCUGAGUUCACAUCAAAGAACUCACACUGGCGAGAAACCGUAUAAAUGCAUGGAACGUGGGAAGAGCUUCAGUCAGAGCAGUCACCUGAGUUCACAUCAAAGAACUCACACUGGCGAGAAACCGUAUAAAUGCAUGGAACGUGGGAAGAGCUUCAGUCAGAGCAGUCACCUGAGUUCACAUCAAAGAACUCACACUGGCGAGAAACCGUAUAAAUGCAUGGAACGUGGGAAGAGCUUCAGUCAGAGCAGUCACCUGAGUUCACAUCAAAGAACUCACACUGGGGAGAAACCAUAUAAAUGCAUGGAAUGCGGAAAGAGCUUCAGUCAUACCAGUAGCCUUCAGUCCCAUCUAAAAAUUCACACUGGGGAGAAAGCAUAGAAAUACACAGAAUGUAAA